AUGAAAGAAUUGAGUGAAAUUGCUUUUAAUACUUGGAAAGAACAUACAGAUCUAAUUUUUGAAGAAGAUAAUUCAAGUUAUGAUAUUAUUAUUUCAAAUAAAAGGCGUUUGCACAGAAAAGAAUCAAGUGGACAACACUAUUGUCCAAAGCCAUUUGAUGGUAAAUCGGGUGUACUAGCUCAUGCUAACUCUCCAAAUUCUAAUAAUGAUGUUGUAGAAAUUCAUAUGGAUCAAGAUGAAGAUUGGUACUUUGAGAUUGAUACAAAUACUCCAAAAGAGAAGAUAAACUUUUAUGCAGUUUUAGUUCAUGAAAUUUGUCAUACAUUAGGAAUUCCUCAUUCAGCAGAAAAUACCUCAAUCAUGUAUCCAUUAUAUAACAGUUUCAAUAUUGAAUUAAGUAAAGAUGAUAUUCUUGUAGUACAAAGCUUAUAUGGGAAACCAGUUGUAGGAGAUGAUGAUGAGGAAGAUGUGGAGACUGAUGAUGAAGAAAAAGAUUUAGAUUCUCCAGAAUUAUGCAAACUUAGUAAUAAAAUUAAAAACUUUCUGAUUGUUGACCAGGUUCUAUAUAUUUACUAUGAGAAAUGGGUUUGGAUAAUGGAUUUGGAUAAUUUAGAUGUACGCACUAAACCACAACUUAUAAGUGAUUGGUUAACAUUUCUUCCAAAAGGAUUUAAAAAUAUAACUGCUGCAUAUCAAAGACCAUCUGGAGAUGUUAUUUUAUUCAUUGACAACAAACUGUAUAUAAUGGAAAUACCCUCUUUUAGGUUAAAAUUUGGUUAUCCAACAUCUUUAACAUCUCUUUCAUUAUGA
Messenger RNA from Schistocerca nitens (vagrant locust), 810 nucleotides. Its product is annotated as stromelysin-1-like. The record is from RefSeq and is a predicted model, not a curated record. The coding region runs from base 1 to 810 and encodes 269 amino acids. Gene Ontology annotation, molecular function: zinc ion binding; metalloendopeptidase activity. Gene Ontology annotation, cellular component: extracellular matrix. Lineage: Eukaryota; Metazoa; Arthropoda; Insecta; Orthoptera; Acrididae. The transcript has a single exon. Gene Ontology annotation, biological process: proteolysis; extracellular matrix organization; collagen catabolic process.